AUGCAGCAGCAACAACCUCAGCCGCCGUCGCAACCCAACGGCCUGCAUGGGCAAUCCCCGCCGCCGUCAUUAGGACAGCAGCACACGACUGCUGCUGCUGCUGCCACUCCGCUGGCCACUCCGCUGCCAUCGACAACGACAUCCUCCGCCGUCUCCGUCGUGAGGCCCGCCCUCCCAGACAGGGACGUGACGGCCGAGACUAUCGAGGACGCCUAUGUUGGCUUCGUCCUGUACUGCAAUCCCGCGGUGCCUCCGGAGACGGACGCGGCUGCGUUGCGGGAGGCGUUCCGGGUCCCGCCCAAGAGCGGCGGUAAGAGCUUUAGUACUUUUACUCUGUUUCGGCUCAUCAAGCAGCUUGAGACCAAAGAGAUCAAGACAUGGGCAGAGUUGGCGCUCAAGCUGGGCGUCGAGCCGCCGGAUCACGACAAGGGACAGAGUUCGCAGAAGAUUCAGCAGUAUGCAGUCCGGCUCAAGCGCUGGAUGCAUUCCAUGCACGUGGAUGCCUUUUUUGAAUAUUUGAUGGACCACCCUCAUCCGUACUGGGCUGAGAUCCCAAACGACCCGACUCCUGUGUGCGAAGCGGGACGAGAUGGCGUCCUGGCAGAGGACGACAUGGCCCUCCGAGCUCUGCUGCCGCAGAUUCGGCCCAGGCGCGGGAGGAAACGCCCGGACGAAGACGAUUUCGGCAAGCCCCCUUCGCAACGGGCGAGGUUGGACUCACCAUCGGCUGGGAGCGGGUACGCCUCGAGCCGGGCAGAAACUUCAGGGCCGUGGUCCGCCCACCCCGACGGGCGGGCCUCGUUCGGCUACUCCGAUCCCUCGAAGUUGAGCGUCAACUCGGCACUGGCAUCGGCAUGGCCGCCGGCUCAUGACACCGCGCAGACGCCACUGACGGCCUACCCUGCAGGGCCAAUGUCUGCGCUGACACCGUCUACGCGCAAUGGGGGAUUCUGGGGCGAUACUGAACCCAAGUCGGCAACCACGCCGUCACGGUCAAAGGCCUCUCAUCGGCGACACGGCGCCAAGGUUGUGUCUUCUGCAUGGAGGAGCGGCGGUUCGGGGUCCAGUGGGAAGACUCGCGGCAGGCCACCAAUGAACAAGACGAACGUCGACGGCCCAUUUGUAGCAUUUCCGGCAGACGGACCAACGCUCAAGGGGCCAAGUCCAGAGACCAAGAUCAUACCGGGACCGAUCACACCCCCGACGUCAAUAUCUAGCAGCGUGCCGCCGGCCGUGCCUCCUGGCACCGCCCAUCCGUCUCAGGUGCCACGGCCGGCUAAGCCCAAUAUCUCGCUUCAGGUGCCGGAACGACUAGGCGGCUCCGUCCGUCUUGCGACACCACCUCCGCCGGUCGUCGUGAUCAAUGGGGACCCCGCUCGCCACCUACCCGACCCAACGGAUUUGAGCUCAACAGCACCGCCGGUAGAAUUGCUAACCAACAACAACAUGCCACCAGGCGCAAUGCCAUGCGUGGACCUACACGCGCAGACUGUCCUGGCCCCACCGCCCACGGCGCAAGGCAGCAGCGGCUCCAUCCCGACGAAAGACGCGGCCGUGGGCAUGUUCGAAAACAUGAAAGACCGCACCAACAUCGACGCGGUCCUGGGCUACUUUGCUCACGAGACGGCAAACGGCGACUGGUUUGACGCGCAGGACAACCCGAUCGACAAAUGCAGCAUCGCCGAGGCGUACGCGCUCGUGCACACGACGGUGGAGCGUAUGUGGCAGACGGCACCGAACCAGGACGCAUUCCUCAUCAACCUCGCGGCGCUAGCGGGUGGGAGGGCGCUGAUGACAACGAGCAAGUUGCGGGUCAAACGGGAAGCGGAGUUUGAGGACCGCGCGACGUACAGCUGCAGCUGGCAGUUCCGGCUGGGCUCGAUCCGGGGGAACUACAACAUGCUGCACACGGUCAUGUACAACCGGUGGAGGCGGCCCGAAGAGAAGGUGGACAAGCCGAACAUGAAGGGGACGGCGGAGGCCGAAUCGGAAUGGGAGAAGAAGUACAGGGACCUGUUGGCGUUGUCGGAGAAGAGAGACAGGGAGAUCCAGGCGCUCCGGGCGGGGAUCACUGAAAAGCUCAAUCAAACCUUUGACGCCGCCAAAGACCUCGAGAAGUAG
Molecule: messenger RNA, 2121 nt
Organism: Colletotrichum spaethianum
Lineage: Eukaryota; Fungi; Ascomycota; Sordariomycetes; Glomerellales; Glomerellaceae
Product: ARS-binding protein 2
Exons: 2
Coding region: 1-2121 (706 amino acids)
Molecular function (GO): DNA replication origin binding
Source: RefSeq, a predicted model, not a curated record